This is a messenger RNA of Aspergillus clavatus NRRL 1, 1530 nucleotides long. RefSeq names its product dynein family protein. The transcript is spliced from 6 exons. Bases 1 to 1530 code for a protein of 509 amino acids. NCBI's taxonomy places the organism in Eukaryota, Fungi, Ascomycota, Eurotiomycetes, Eurotiales, Aspergillaceae. Gene Ontology annotation, biological process: microtubule cytoskeleton organization; microtubule-based movement. The record is from RefSeq and is a predicted model, not a curated record. Gene Ontology annotation, molecular function: dynein heavy chain binding. Gene Ontology annotation, cellular component: centrosome; cytoplasmic dynein complex.
AUGUCUGGGAACAACAGUCGACCGUCGAGCAAAGAUGGCCCUAAGAAAAACAUCUGGUCGUCCAUGCUGGACAGCGUCGCGAAUGGAAAGCGCCUGCCUGAGAAGAACUUGUUGAUACUUGGAGGAACACAGGACACCCAGCGCGAGUUUCUGGAGACUCUAUCCGCGGACACAUCGGACUCUACUUUAAUUGGCGAAAAGCGAAAAGGGAGGGUACCGCCUAUUGCCAAUCAAUUCGCUUUAGGAUACACAUAUCAGGACGUCCUGGACGCUGACCAGGAAGAUACGUUGGCUCGCGUCUCUGCAUACCUCUUAUCCGAACCAUCCCUUUCCUUUGCACCGCUUCUCAAGCCGCUCUUGACCCCUCAAUCAGUCCCAGAGACGUUAGUAGUGAUCCUGCUCGACUGGUCGGACCCAUGGACGUGGAUCCGACGACUCAGAGAAUGGGUCCGUCUACUACGGCACGUUCUUUUUUCGCUGGAUGACGAGACAAAGAUUGUGAUGGAAGAGAUCAUGACUGAAUGGAGAGAUCGGAAAAGGGGCAUGGAUUCCGGUUCGGCCGGAGCCCAAGGGUUGACCAGCUCUGGAGGGCCAGUCACCAUACCUCUAGGGCCUGGUGAAUGGGACGAGGGUCUUGGAAUCCCGGUUUGUGUCGUCUGUCAAGGGGCUGAUAAAAUCGAGAAAUUAGAGAAAGACCAUGGAUGGCGUGAAGAGGAAUUUGAUUUUAUCUUGCAAUUUUUGAGAACUAUUCUCCUGAAGCAUGGCGCAUCACUAAUAUACACCACACCAUUCCUCGCGAACUCCCUGCAGAGCCUGAUACAUUCGUCCCUUGGGAUCCAUUCAUUACUGAAACGACAGUCACUUAAGCAUAACGUCAUUGACCGGGAUAAGAUUUUAGUGCCACCGAAUUGGGAUUCGUGGGGCAAGAUUCGAAUCAUUAGAGAAGGCUUUGACAUGGAAGGCGUAUCGACUGCCUGGUCGAUUGAGAUCCAGGACCCUCCUGAGCCCCUUCCUGGUUCUGUCCACUACGAGCCCCAGGAUGAAGGCGCAACGGCAGCAGAAGAUGGAACCAGUGCUGUCACAAUAUUCGAGCAGACAAUCACAGACCCAAAACGAAACGCAUCAAUGGUGCAUGCAGGAAGCCAGACCAGUGCGAAUAAGAUCGAAGUGGAGACACUGGACAUGCAGAGCUUCCUAGCGAAGCAAUUAGAAGUCCUAGAGCAGCUGAAACACGAUGAUGAGAAGGAUCGUGCAACCAUGCCAAUUCCGCAGCUGGAUAUGUCGCCUCUAGAGGAUAAUACGCGAGUCAACGAGCACAUUGGGCCCGUUCAGUUCAACAUGGGAGGAAUCCAGGUCGACGCGGAUGACAUGGUGAGGAAACUCAAGGAGAGAGAGGCUAGUCGAUCCCAGAGGAAGGAAAUCUUGUCCUCACCCGGCGAUGAAAAAGCACACAACCAGGCACUAGCGAAUUUCUUUGCUGGCCUGGUGAAGAAACCCGGAACGAGUCCUCGGGGAAGUCCCUCCGCUUGA